AAUGAGGUUAAAGAGGUUGUGGUUGAGAAGCCGGAUGUCAAGGUCACAGAGGAUAUGAAGAUUACAUUUCUGGGCAAUAUCGAGAGGACCGUCGAGAACAUGGCGUUGAUCAAGGGCGCGACCCCUGGUGAAUAUCAAGUGUUGGAAGGAGGUUCAGUUCUCUGCACAGAGGACAGGGUUGUGAUUGGCGCAGUUGCGGAUACCUUUGGCAGAGUUCAAGAGCCUCUGUACAGCGUGGCGUUCACCAAUGCGAAGGAG
Messenger RNA from Zymoseptoria tritici IPO323, 258 nucleotides. RefSeq lists its product as uncharacterized. Gene Ontology annotation, cellular component: sno(s)RNA-containing ribonucleoprotein complex. The record is from RefSeq and is a predicted model, not a curated record. Gene Ontology annotation, biological process: box H/ACA snoRNP assembly; ribosome biogenesis; pseudouridine synthesis. NCBI's taxonomy places the organism in Eukaryota, Fungi, Ascomycota, Dothideomycetes, Mycosphaerellales, Mycosphaerellaceae. Gene Ontology annotation, molecular function: RNA binding. The transcript has a single exon. The annotation marks the transcript as partial.